UCUUGGUGGCUGCGCCGCAGAUCCGACCUCGUUGUCCUCUAUCUUGAGUCAGGUUGGGGUCCUUUUGCAGCGAGUCUUUACAACAAGGCAACAGUUGCUGCGCACCGGACAAGCUCCGAUGAAUCUGGUGACGUGCCGCCAAAUGAGUUGGAGAUGCCGGGCCGCCAUCGCGAAGCUGUGAGCUACUCAGGUUUCGUUCAUUUGCCGCCAAACGCCGCUUUGCGUCGAUGGGGGUUUACGCGUUUGGGGCGAGCAUCAAUUUCCGACACCCUCCCAUCAUCCCCCCCGCGAUCUUGCAUGGCCAGCCAUCCCUCGGCGGUCCAGUCCCUCUAAGGUUCAGUUAGUAGUACUGUAGUUAUCCAUCAGAAAGCACCCGGUGGGGGGUUAACUGACGCGAAACGGUACGGUUACCAUGGGGGAGGGGGCAGAGCUCGGGAUCCCGAGCAAUGGUCGCCGUUAACUUGGCUAUUACCACCGUUUUCUAACACGUCCCUGCCCCUUCGCCCUAGCUUGAUUUGCCUUGGACGGCCAGGCCGAGGCGCAGCUGAAGCCCCUUCUUAGGCGGAACCUUAUCCAUCUGCCUGUUGUUUGCUGGUCCCCCUCCUCCACCACCGACAAAAAGGCCCUAAGGAACUGGGACCGCCUUCCGAAACGCCGCCGAGGGAAAAGAGGGCCCUGGUGCAUCUAGUACGAAAGAAAAAUAAAUAAUAAAAAUAAAUAAAUAAAUAAAAAUAAUCCAAAAAUGAGAAGUUUCUGGAUAAUCUCUUGAGUUUGUAUGAGUUUCUUCCCUAUAAACGCAAUCCCCAAAGGAUUCCCGUUCCAACAAAUCCAUAUACUUGGCCCUCGGUCUAUAUCAAGAACACCAUUCCCGGCACUUGGUCACAUAUCUUUUGCAUUUCGAUUUAUAAACAUUUAAUAUACCCUUGUCAUUUCUUUUCCAAGGAUUUCUCUCUCUGCUACAGAUCGGAUCAGAUUCUCCAAUCUCGAACCCCCUACCCUGCCCUCGUCCGUCGCCUCAUCCAUUAUUAUAUCUUUGUCACCCAUCACCCAAUCCCGCCCUUGCUUCCAAAGCAAGUUUCCAGUCCACAUGUCAGAAGAACUAUUCUCAGGCGUGUGCUUUGCAAAGAGUCUUGCUUCCUGCAGCCCUUUAUCUUCAACAUCUUGGAAAAAGCAAAAGUCGUUUGACUGGUCAGCUUCGGCGACCAAGCACAUCCCCUCGGGCCAGACGGAGCUGCUCUCCCAGGCCCUUUAUCCACUUUCACCCAGCGCAAACGCGGCAGACCAAGACUUGAAGCUUCCAGGUGAUGCUUCUUCGCCCGCCCUUGUUCUUCCUCCAUCCCCAACGUCUAUUCUCUCCUCCUAUGCCCGAUCCCAAGGUGAAGAGCACUCUUCCCACUCACCAUCCAACUCUUGGACUGGCAGCCCUCUAGAUCCUAGCAUGGGUGAGCGUGGCGCUUCUGAUUCUGCUGCCCAAGGUUGGACCAGCACUACCACAAAGUCCCAAAACGACUCUUCACAACGAGAAAACUUUGCUCUGUCUUACGACAAGAGCUUUGCUGCCUCGAACCAUCCCAGCAUUACUUCUGGCCCUGAGCUCUCUGGCGGAAUGUAUUCUACAAACCUGUCUGCACCCUAUUGGUACAACUCCCUCAUGGGUGGUGCCGCCACCGGAACCCUUCCGCAAGGCAGCACGGACAUCUCCGAUGCAAUGGACACUGAAAAACAGCUCCAAGGCUCGGAAGAAUAUCCUGUCAACUCCAACCUUUUUUCAAAUGGAAUCAACUGGGGCUCCGACGGUGCGUCUUCGAAGCCAAGCAGUCAAGCGGCUGGCCUACACCGUCAAAUGACCAGACAGUCAUGGGCCGGACAACCACCGACUUCUGAAAACCCAAGACUAAUGCCAGACGUGGCGUUGAUGUCCUCUUCCCAAGUUCCUAUCGUCCCAUCCAAUAGUGGCCCUCACGCGGGAUCUGUCUCUUCUGGCUGGAAUAGCCAGAAUGGCAGCUCGACAGGAUUCUCUCGAACUAGCACACGCAAGGCUUCGGUCGCUAGUACUCCAUUAAAGAAACAGAGAUCACAUAGUGUGGCUAGCGAAAGCUCGUCCAGACGCGCCGUCAAUCAGUCGGGCAUGAGCAAGGACAAGCCACGCUCGAGCGACAGGACUACUCACAACGACGUUGAGCGCAAGUAUCGCAUGAACCUCAAGGACAAAAUUGCAGAGCUCAAGGCCGCCGUUCCCUCUCUGCAGACAGCAUCGGAGGGUGAUUCGGAUGGCGGGCUUGGUAACGCUGGCGCUUCCAAGAUCAGCAAGGGAACAAUUCUUAGCAAGGCCACUGAAUAUAUCCAUGAGCUGGAACAAGUAAAUCGUAUGAUUCUCACGGAGCAUCACCAGCUUGUCCAACGCGUCCAGCAACUGGAGAGCAUUUUGCAAGAGGGCGGCGUCCCACACGCGCCGACUCAAUAUGGCCAGUUUGAUCCUCAAAACUUCCCAUAGGCUUUCUUUUGUCGUGGCUUUUUGUUUUUUUAUUUCUGGUGUUUUGUUUGCAUUUCGUUUACUUGGUUUUGGUCCUCGGCUUUUCGCUUUCGUUUUGGGCGCUAUUUCGGGUGCCGGAGUUUGUGUUGAACCGGAAUACAAUUACUUGAUUUCAGGCGCAUGCGAGGCAUUGGGGCUGCAUAAGGGUUUUAUACAUUGGGAUCUGUCUUAUUUGACUUUUAUAGAUGAUACAUAUAUGUAUAUAUAUCCAUUUUGUUUUAAUUACCAUCGUUAUUAUUCCAG
[Torrubiella] hemipterigena is the source of this 2776-nucleotide messenger RNA. Lineage: Eukaryota; Fungi; Ascomycota; Sordariomycetes; Hypocreales; Clavicipitaceae. The record is from the annotation of a GenBank genome assembly.